Messenger RNA from Trypanosoma theileri, 1356 nucleotides. RefSeq lists its product as uncharacterized. Lineage: Eukaryota; Euglenozoa; Kinetoplastea; Trypanosomatida; Trypanosomatidae. The transcript has a single exon. Gene Ontology annotation, biological process: dGTP catabolic process. Gene Ontology annotation, molecular function: dGTPase activity. Bases 1 to 1356 code for a protein of 451 amino acids. The record is from RefSeq and is a predicted model, not a curated record. Gene Ontology annotation, cellular component: nucleus.
AUGAGCCGAAGACGGCUGCGCGAAACAACUUUACUGGAUCGUGUGUAUGAGCACGUAGUGUUGCCCCCUAUCGUUCUGCAGGCGCUCGAUACGGCGGCGUUUCAGAGACUUCGUUCGCUGAAACAGCUUGGGGUAUCGUCGUUCCUGUACCCUGGGGCUGUUCACACCCGUUUUGAGCAUAGUAUUGGUGUGGCGCACAUGGCACGACACCUUCUCCUGAAUAUAAAACGUCGUCAACCAGACUUGGGCAUAACCGAUGAUGAUAUAAACAAGGCGAUGCUUGCUGGUCUUUACCAUGACAUUGGACACGGGCCGUUUUCACACCUUUUUGAGGAUGUCAUCACUAUGCGUUGUGGUGUUGUGUUCAACCAUGAAGAAAUGUCAGAGCGCAUCUCUAGGCGUGUGUUGGGGCGGUUGCUUCCUUCUGAUGAUGUUGAAGACAUCAUUGGUCUUAUGCGUGGGAAUUGUCUUCCUGUGACGAAGUACGGCGAAAUUAUCAGUAACAAGAGGAAUGGGAUUGAUGUGGAUAGACUGGACUACUUUAUUCGUGACUCGCUGUGCUGUUUUGGAAAACCGACAGUGGAUGUACGCAUCAAUCGCCUCUUUAACUCUGCACGUUUGGUUUGUGACGGUGGUCAAUGGCAACUUUCCUUUGAGGAGAAGCUUGCACAUUCCCUGCGUGAACUCUUCACGCUUCGCGCAAAAUUACAUAAGAAUGUCUACCAACAUCAUGUUGUAAAAGCGAUUGGACACAUGAUUGGGGACGUUUUUCACAUGGCCGUGCCAUACUUCAAGGUGGGCGGCCAUACACUCCCCGAGUGUGCCGCCAAUGAUGAGUUAAUGCUGAAGCUUGGUGACUGGGUGUUAGAAGCGAUUGAGAGCAGUGCGGAGGAGAAACUGCGGCCGGCGCGGGACCUCAUUGCCCGUCUACGCGCACGUGACAUUUACCGCCUUGCCUUCUCGCGAACUCUGCGUCCCGACGUGACACUUCCACCAGAGUGGCUGGCAAGUCUCUCUGAUAAUAUUGUAGCAUGCGCAAGCCCCUCCCAGCCUGUCACCACGGCAGACUUCAUUGUAGAUCUUGUGGUGAUUAACCAAGGAAAGGGGCGCAACGACCCACUGCGCAGUGUUCUGUUUUUCAAUCCCAAGAGACCCUCGCAGCCUCCCUCGAGAAUUUCAGAGGAAAUGGGCUACAGCCCACUCUUCACCCCUUUUGCCUACGAAGAAUGCACACUAAUGGUAUUUGAACGACGGGACACAGGUGGAGCCGUUCGUGCAGCAUGCGAACGAUUAGCGGCAAACGAUAUGCAGAGGACUUUCUUUAUGCACUCGUUACCGUUCUACAACGAAGCUUGA